AUGCGAGUCGGCAACCUCAUCUCGGCUUUCGCCCUCAUCUCAUUCCUCUGCAUCUGCUUCCCCAGUGCUGCAGUCUACCUCCAGCCAUGGCUGCACGUCUUUGAAGGUUUCGCCCUCGGAUCCUUCUUUCUGCUGCUCUGCGAUUAUGUAUCACCCUACCGAGACCAGCGCGAUGUCUUUUUCGCGACCAAGCGAAAGAACGGAAUGAAGUGGUUCAAGACCCGCUGGAUCAUGAUCUUCCAGAUGCCAGUCGUUGCCAUUGGCGUCGCUGUCGCCACCGACAUCACCCAAGCUGCUGGCGUCUUUUGUCAAGAGAGCAACUCGCGCGAGUUUGCCAACAUUUACCUGCGCGUUAUCAUGACCAUCUCGCUCGUUGUUUCCGUUGCAUCUAUCCUUCAGAUGUACAUGCUUCUCAAGAAGGACCUUGCGCAUCACUCACCGAUGCUCAAGCUCACUGCAUUUAAAAUUGUUGUUGGAUUGACAUUUCUCCAAGAGAUCAUCUUUUGGAUUCUCGGAGACCAGGGCAUCCUCGAGCCUACCGACACACUCACCUACGCUGAUGUCCACAUCAGUCUCCCCAACCUCGUCACCUGCGCCAUCAUGGUUCCACUGUCUAUUUUCUUCUACAUUGCCUACCCUUGGAAGGUUUAUGUCCAUGGUCACGGCCGGGGAACAUUUGCCAAGCUGGAAGAGAACGACAGGCCAGAGCAGUCCUACCAGGGAGGACCAUUUGGCAUUUAUGCUUGGUUGUCAAUGAUCAACCCAUCCGAUUCUUUGAAGGCGAUCUUGUUUAUUGUCCAGGGAACUGAGAGGAGAACAUCGUCUGCAACUCCAGUUGCGAUGACGGGCUAUAACUCGGAUGACGCUCUCAUGUCGCGUCCUUACAAUGCAGACUCUUACUCUGCCACAGCCCAGGGACAACGACAGUAA
Molecule: messenger RNA, 930 nt
Organism: Fusarium graminearum PH-1
Lineage: Eukaryota; Fungi; Ascomycota; Sordariomycetes; Hypocreales; Nectriaceae
Exons: 2
Coding region: 1-930 (309 amino acids)
Biological process (GO): transport
Molecular function (GO): transporter activity
Source: RefSeq, a predicted model, not a curated record